Messenger RNA from Calypte anna (Anna's hummingbird), 1682 nucleotides. RefSeq names its product OTU deubiquitinase with linear linkage specificity (gene OTULIN). Lineage: Eukaryota; Metazoa; Chordata; Aves; Apodiformes; Trochilidae. Gene Ontology annotation, biological process: protein linear deubiquitination. Gene Ontology annotation, molecular function: cysteine-type deubiquitinase activity. The transcript has 8 exons. The record is from RefSeq and is a predicted model, not a curated record. Bases 300 to 1517 code for a protein of 405 amino acids.
GUAUCCACACUGCCGGCUCUGAGGUCGGCAGCCUGAGCAGCAACGGUGAGAAUCGCCUGAACACCAGUGUAGCAAAUGCACAGAAGCCCGUGCUUUUUUGGGAGGCUCAUGGAUCAAUUUAAGAUCCCUGAAAGUUAACCAUGCAGGCAGAUCCUAAGCUUUUGGUAAGCUUGCUAGAAUACAGUUCUAUUGUAAUAACUUGGAAGUCAUAUUAGAAGACACAAAGAUCACACUAGGCAAUAAUCCUGGUGCAGCGGGAUGUUUCACAGAGCACAAGCCAGGAUAAUUUUCAAGGGUGGAUGACAGAACCAAGCAGCCUUCCUGCAGGUGCAGAACAGACACAGAAAAAAGAGAGUGCUGCAGUACAGUUGAUGAAGCAUGAAAAGGAAGCUGGUGUUCCUUCUAAUGAACUUGCUUCAGUAAAUGCAGCUGCUGACCAUAAAGAGCAAUUUACAUCAGAAGUAAGAAGAGACUAUAUGUACAGAAGUACUGGCAGACCUGAAAAGACAGAUACAUUUAAAUCACUUGUGACAGAUCACGAUGCAUCUGGAAACUGUGAGCUAUACCUGCCUGUGUCAACUAGUUAUUCAACAAUGGAGUCAUCUGAGGACAGUGAGGAGGACAUGUAUCGUGAUGCAGAGGAAAUAGAGAGAGAGAAAAUGCUGCUUUGUGAGACAAGCUCUUCAGAAAAUAAACUAAGUGUUGCACCUGAAAUAGACAUAAUGGAGUAUUGCAGAAAAGAAUGGAGAGGAAAUACACCAGUAGCAAAAAGAAUGAGAAAGGGAUAUGAAGCAGUUUCUCGGAAGUUUGCAUCCAUAAGGAGAGUACGAGGUGAUAACUACUGUGCUCUCAGAGCAACUCUGUUUCAGGCACUAAGCCAAGCUACCCAGGUACCAAGCUGGCUCGAGAGUGAGGAUUUUACUAUGCUUCCUGAAAGGCUACUGAGCAAAUAUGACUGGAUCCAGCAGUGGCAGCUAAAACAGAAACUGAGCAGGAAGAUGGGAGAAAUAAGUGAUGAAAUUAAAGAAUAUUUAAUGCUUCUAAGAAAAAAGUGGAAGUAUAUUAGUGAAAUCAAAGAUCCUAUUGAGAAGCAAGCAGCUUGUGAUAAAUUGUUUAAAAAUGAAGAGGAGGAGUACAGCCUCUACGAAGCGCUGAAGUUUUUGAUGCUUAACACUGCCAUUGAAUUAUACAAUGAUGAUAAAAGUGGAAGAAGAGUUCCUGUCUUCUCAUGGUUACUGUUUGCACGGGAUACAUCUAGCAACCCUUGCCAGUUAAUGCAUAAUCAUUUAAAUCACAUUGGUCACAGUGGAGGCCUUGAACAAGUAGAAAUGUUUCUCCUUGCUUACGCUCUGCAGUAUAACAUCCAAGUGUAUCGACUGUACAAGCACAGUACUGAUGAAUUCAUCACACUUUAUCCCAAUGACCCAGAGGAGGACUGGCCUGUGGUGAUUCUCAUAACUGAAGAUGACAGACAUUAUAAUAUUCCAGUCGGAAUGUGCCAAGAGACCGUGCUAUAAACAAGUGAUUUUUGGAAUACAAACUUGGGCUGGUUACUGAGAUUUCCAAUGUUGUUUGGAAACAGAAUGGUGAUAAAAUCUGCAUUAAUGAAUCUACAAGUUGAAAUCCAUGAGAAGUUUACAUCAAAUACAUACUAGCUUAAAGAAUACAAUUUUUUUCAAGUA